Thamnophis elegans (Western terrestrial garter snake) is the source of this 2245-nucleotide messenger RNA. RefSeq names its product selenoprotein N (gene SELENON). Gene Ontology annotation, cellular component: endoplasmic reticulum membrane. Gene Ontology annotation, molecular function: calcium ion binding. NCBI's taxonomy places the organism in Eukaryota, Metazoa, Chordata, Lepidosauria, Squamata, Natricidae. The transcript has 12 exons. Gene Ontology annotation, biological process: skeletal muscle fiber development; calcium ion homeostasis. The record is from RefSeq and is a predicted model, not a curated record.
CAGCGCAGGAAAGGCGGGAGGCGGCAGAGGGCAGCUGGAAGCUCCGCCGCCACGCCGCGCCGCGCCGCCCGAGGCCAAAGCGGAGCCGCCGGUCGACUGAGGGCCCCCCGAGACGGCGGCGCCGCCGCUUUAGCGGUCCGCGAAAGAAGCGCAAGGCCGCCGCUUCCUCCUCUCCGCAUCCCAAGCGAGGCGAUUCCCCGGCCAGCGGCGGCCAUGGCCCGCGGCGGUAAAGAGGAGGGCCGCCCGCCCGAACAGGCCGCCUCGCCUCCGGAGGCCUCCCAGGGAAGCGGUUCUGGGCGCCCGGCGCCUCCGCCUGCUCGGUUGCCGCGGCUGGCCCUGGCCCUGGCCUUCCUGGCGGCGCUGCUGGCGGCCAAAUACUACCGGGACGCCGAGGCUGCCCGGCGACAGGAAACAGCCUUGAAAUCUCUGGGAAAUGAGGGCCUUUUCCUCUUCUCUUCCCUGGAUACUAACAAUGAUUUGUUCAUCAGCCCUGAGGAAUUCAAACCAAUUGCGGAGAAACUGACUGGCAUGGUUCCUGUAUCAGGCACUGAGGAAGAAGAGGUGACAGAUCCCAAUGGGGAGACACUCACUAUCCUUGCAAAAUUCCAGCCUCUGUUGAUGGAAACCAUGACAAAGAGCAAAGAUGGCUUCCUUGGUAUUUCCCAUGUGGCCUUUACUGGGCUCCGCAACUGGACAGCUCCUGCUUCACCCCUGAGUAUGAUGUUUGCUCAGCAAUUCAAGUCCUUUCUUCCCCCAAAGAAUAAGUUGGAACUUGGUGACACUUGGUGGAUCAUUCCCAGUGAGCUAAACAUCUUUACCGGAUAUCUUCCCAAUAAUCGUUUCUAUCCUCCAGCUCCCAAGGGCAAAGAGGUCAUCAUUCACAAGCUCUUGAGUAUGUUCCACCCGCGGCCAUUUGUGAAAACUCGUUUUGCUCCUCAGGGAGCAGUGGCCUGUAUUCAAGCUGUAGCAGAUUUCUACUACAAAAUAGCCUUCAGAAUCCAUGGAGAAUUCCAACUGAAUGAGCCUCCAAAUUUCCCAUUCUGGUUUUCUCCUGCCCAAUUCACAGGCUACAUUAUCCUCUCAAAGGAUUCUUCCCAUGUUCGAGAGUUCAAGCUAUUUGUCCCUAAUAACAGGUCCCUCAAUGUAGAUAUGGAAUGGUUAUACGGUGCCUUAGAAAGCAGCAACAUGGAGGUGGAUAUAGGAUACUUACCUCAGAUGGAGCUGGAGUCUCUGGGACCAUCUACCCCCUCAGUGAUUCAUGAUGAAAAUGGGAAUGUGAUUGACAGCAGAGAAGGAGAACCAAUUCAGUUUAUUUUUGAAGACAUUUCCUGGCAGAGAGAAAUAAGCUGGGAAGAAGCAUCUGGGAAACUGGAAGUGGUCAUGUAUCCAUUUAAGAAAGUUUCCUACUUUCCCUUUACCCAGGCUUUCGAAAAGGCCAAAUCUGAGGGUAAACUUGUUCAUUCUAUACUCUUGUGGGGAGCCUUAGAUGAUCAGUCAUGCUGAGGUUCAGGGCGAACUCUCCGGGAAACAGUCCUGGAAAGUUCGCCCAUCCUUGCAUUCCUGAAUGAGAGUUUCAUCAGUACCUGGUCCUUGGUGAAGGAGCUGGAAGAUUUACAGGAGAAACAGGAUGAGAUCAUCAGCAAACUUGCAGACCUUCAUCUUGAAAAGUAUAACUUCCCUGUGGAGAUUAUGAUCUGCCUGCCCAAUGGCACUGUGGUUCACCACAUCAACGCCAACUAUUUCCUGGACAUUACUUCUAUGAAGCCUGAAGAAGUUGAGAGUAGCAUCUUUAGUUUCUCCUCUGGUUUUGAAGACCCCUCCACAGCAACCUAUCUCCAGUUUUUGAAGGAAGGACUUCAGAAAGCCAAAUCCUACCUGUAGCCCCCAAGACCCAGAAGCAAACAAGUGUCCUCCCUUGAUCCAACACCAUAAUGACAGUUCUUGCUUCUUGUGGUUUUUGGAGCUCAGGACUAACACAGUAUUGAAAAACAAAUGCUGUAUGUUAAAUGAAAACUCUCCAACCAUUAAGUGUUCCUUGGAAAUACGAAGUCUGAAAUUACCUGAAUAAUGUGAAGGAAGCUGCCCGAAUAUCUUCCUUAGUGGUAAAUGGUGGGAAUAUUCUGCAACUAGACAGGCUACAGGAGACAGAGUUUGGGAGACAAUAUAGUGCAAAGGGAUGCAGUGGCUCAGUGGCUAAGACGUUGAGCUUGUCAAUCAGAAAGGUCAGCAGUUCAGCAAUUCGAAU